Messenger RNA from Scophthalmus maximus (turbot), 4288 nucleotides. RefSeq names its product erythropoietin receptor (gene epor). The coding region runs from base 224 to 1849 and encodes 541 amino acids. The transcript has 8 exons. Gene Ontology annotation, biological process: hemopoiesis; positive regulation of cell population proliferation; cytokine-mediated signaling pathway. Gene Ontology annotation, molecular function: protein binding; cytokine receptor activity. Gene Ontology annotation, cellular component: external side of plasma membrane; membrane. The record is from RefSeq and is a predicted model, not a curated record. Lineage: Eukaryota; Metazoa; Chordata; Actinopteri; Pleuronectiformes; Scophthalmidae.
GCUCUUGCUCCACCUCAAGAAAGUAAACAGCUCGGCUCUGCACCUCUUAUCGCCCCCGAGCAGGCGCGUAAACCGCGCCGCGCUAUCCAAGGUAUCUAAACACAAGACGAGCCCCCCCCAACUGAAGCUGCGACAGACGCGUUUGUGGCAGGUUGUUCUCCAGGGAUGCAGGUUGGGACAACGGAGGGACACGGUGUUUUGUGCUUUCGGAGAAGACUAAAGGAUGACAUGUGAUCACCUGAGCCGAGUGUUGGUGCUUGCCAUAGCGUUCUGCGCCGUGCCAACGGCUUCCAGCGGCGCGCAAGAUUUCCAAAAGAAAGUGGCUUUGCUGCUGAAAGAAGAGCCAGAAAACCCCAAGUGCUUUGCUGAGAGCAAAAAGGACUUCACAUGCUUCUGGGAGGAGGACGAGGAAAGGGCUGGCUCCGUGGAUCAGUACUCCCUCACAUACACCUACCAAAACGAACGCAGCAGCAGCUGCCCACUCAGAACCCUCCCUGCGGCGGACGGGAAGAUGCUGUUCAUCUGCCACCUGAAUCAAACCCAGAUGUUUGUCCAAAUGGACAUCCAAGUUCGCCGGGCGGGACGACUGAUCCACAAUCGCAGCCUUCUCAUCGAGCUCCUCUUUCUUCUCGACCCUCCCGCCAACGUGACGGUGAGCGGCACGGGUAAACAGGGCCAGCUGAAUGUCAGCUGGCUGCCGCCUCCUCUCAAGUACAUGGCUGACAGCAUGAUGUACGAGGUCAGCUACGCUGCAGCAGACAGCCACGUCGGGCAGGUCGAGGUGGCACGCGCUAGUUCAGAGAUGAUCCUGAGAGGCCUGCAGCCGGGUACGAAGUACAAGGUGCGAGUCCGUGUGAAGCUGGACGGGAUAAGCUACAAUGGCUAUUGGAGUUCCUGGAGUGACCCAGUGUUCACCGAAACACUGCCUGCAGAGUUCGACCCGCUCAUCAUGCCCCUGACUCUCAUCGUCUCCUUCAUCCUCAUUGUGCUGUCUCUCACUACACUCCUGUUCCUUCGCAGGUUUCUGACAAAGAAGAUUUGGCCGACUAUUCCAACUCCUGACAGAAAGUUCCAAGGUCUUUUUUCUGUUUACGGCGGGGACUUUCAGGAGUGGUUAGGGCACACCAAUGGGGGCCUAUGGUUGACGCCCGAUUUGUUCUACUCGGAGGAAUACCAUUCCCCCCUGGAAGUGCUCUCGGAGCUCAGCCUUUGCCCUUCACUGCCCUCCCCGCCUCUGCCACCCAAGGUCUCCAGAGCUUUGCCUGCAGACAGGAAGGAGGGCAGGGAUGUGAAAGGGCAGUGUGAGAGAGAGUCUGCAGAGAGGGAAAAUUCCCCUCCGACAGAGGGAUGGAGAGCCGCGCCACACAACCACUGGCUGAUGGAGCGCUUACGGGCACUCCACCAGCAGCCCCCUAUGCCCUGCUCCCAGUCGUCUCUGCUGGAGUCUCAAGACACCUAUGUCACCCUCAGCAACCACAACCACAGUGAGGGCGAGCACCUGGACGAUGCCCUCCAAGAGGUCUUACCCCUUGAGGUUUUUUUUGCCUCCAGAAAGACUGUCCUCUGUGAAUCCCACUCUGACCUGGGGUCUGUGCAGCAGAGUUCGGGUUCGGGUCAUCUUUCGUCCCAGUCCAGCUUUGAGUACCCGAACCACCCUUGGGCAUCCAAAACCCCGGGGUACACCUACAUGGCAGUGGCAGAUUCCGGGGUCUCUAUGGAUUACAGCCCCAUGAGCCGAGUAGACGAUAUUGGGCGAGUGGUUAUCUACGCCAACGAGUACGAGAACGAGAUCCCCGGUCCCAGGGGACCAUUCCUGCCGAGGCAUCGCUCUGUCCACGAUGACGGCUGAGGAAGAGCUCAGCUGAACGUGGACAGAGACCUGAGGCAACUUAGGUGGAGGGUAUCUGGAAGUUCACCCGAAACUACAUAGCCUCACAUCAACUGUUAAAGAGAGGUGUCUCAAGGGUUUUGGCUCUGACUGAAACAAGAGAGCCGACUCAUACCCAAGUGUAAGCUAAAGGACUCCAAGUCCACCGGAUGUACAUACAGUGCGUUUUGUACUUUAGCAAAGUCAUCCCCGAUCUGUACAGUACAACACCAUUUUUAACGGAAACGGCAGCUGAUAUUCAAUGUGAAAGGUCUGUAUUCCGAUCUCUUACUAUCCUGUUGAACGGAUCAGAAUUUCUUUUAUAGAACUGAUUUGUACAUAUUUAAGUUAAUGUACUCUUAUUUUGAAGCGUAAAUGAACAGCUUUUAGGUUAGAAUACAGAGCGUACAUACAGAAAUGGAAGACUGCGAACAAUAAGGGGCUUGUGCAUUUUCCUUCCACUUCUGAUAUGUUUUUUCGAAUGAGCCUGGAGAUAUUCUUUAAUUUUCCUGUUGUCAACAAAUCCCAUGGUAAAAGACUUAAACCAAAAAUGAACUGGUCCUGGUACACGUUAUGUCUUUGUAGGCUGGACAGAAUUUCAUCCAUUCUAAGCACCGCUGUCCAGCUCAGCUGUGCUUUCUGCUAUAUGCAAAAAUCAACUUGCUCAAAAUACGGAUGUUCAUGAUGUCAUAUUUACCAUGUUCACCACCUUAGUUUAGCAUAUAAACAUGCCAUCAUUUGGUUAUUUGCCUUAAGCACAAGUACAGCUGAGGCUGAUGUUGAAUGACGUCGCAGGUAUUUUGUUACAAAUCAAAGUCCUGGCCAAACUAAUCCUUGACAUGGUGACGAUGACGCUACACAAAAAGUCAGGGAAUCAUCAAAAUAGUUGCAGUUCAUCCUGGGGGGAACAUGAAUGUCUGAAUGGAUUUAUGGCCGUUCAUCCUGCGCUUUCCAAGAUAGCUAGCAGUGUGACAUACACAGUAUUCCUUCAUCACGAUGAACACGGUAACAUCGAUUUGAAUCGUGCUGUCAAUACUAAGUAGAGCACCAAAUGUGAUUUAAUCCUCCGUGGAAAAUCGUCCCCAACAAAAACACCCUUUAUGCCUGUUUGCCUGACUUAUGCUAAAAACUAUAGUGCCCAGCUAUUUAAGGAACUUAGACUCUUCCUUUUUUUUGUAAAUGAAAGUGUAUAUUUGUGCUUAAUUUUUAGGAUUUAUGUCUUUGCAGAAAUGUACGUUUGGGAAGUUAGAAAAUAUCGAAAGGCCAACUACAAGAUUGUUUUGCUCUUUUCAUGGGGAUUGUUGACAGUAACAAAAAAAUUAAGAAUAUUGCCUGAUAUGUACACCCUCAAAUUUGUAUUCACCCGGCAGCCAUAAAGCUAGUGUCAUUUCCAAACCUGAAAAACUGUAUUUGUUAAUAACAUUAUGAUGUGUUUUUGUAUUUUAUCACAGUCGUUUCAGAGAGUUAUAAAAGAAGAGCGAUGUUGCCAUUCCCCAAACACAUUAUCCUGAACAAAUAGAAUAAAAAUACUACUGUAGGCGGCACAUGAUUAAGCAGUAUUCACUCUCAGGAACUACAGUUGCUUAUUUAAGUCAAUACUGACAUCUAAAGAGUAAAUCUUAUUAUUCGUGAUAUUUCUAAUCGAAACAUGUAAUUGCAGUUUCCAAAUCAAACAGAAUAAUUUGUAUUUUUUAUGAUUCUUUGCUUUUGUGGCUUAGGAAAAUAGGUUGUAACAUAUAUAUAUUUCUUUACAUUUCUGACUUAUCUUUUGAAACUAAUUAGUGUGACAGCUAACGGAAACAAAGGCAUGUUAAUAGUUUUUCACCACAACGAUUCAUUAUUUAUCAAAUAUGAUUAAGCAAACUUUUAAAUAUCCAUUGUUAUUUUGUAUUAUGUAGCAGACAGUAUAUUGUAAGAGAGGAGGGCUAUCUUUUGGAGAAUCUCUCCUUUUUAGGAUUAAUAUUUUAAUUUGCAUUUCCUAAUUAGUAUUUUACUUUGAGGAAGUAAGAAGAGUACUAUUUCCUUCAAUAUUUUUCAGUCUCAAACAUUUAAAAGAUUUGACAUUGUUUAUUAUUCAAAAUAAUAUUCUAAUUUUUUUAAACUUUUUUUUCUUCUUAUUCGUUAACUACUUUAACUGUGAUAUCACCCACUUUAGUUCAGUUUACUUAGGUCAGUACAUUAAUGCUCUAUUUUUGUCAAUCAGUGGUUCCAAACCAGACUGGACUGGAUCCUCAGGUAGGGUUGCAUUGAGUGAGUGGAAAAGCAAAUAGAACAAACUUUACUAUAGCAUGCAAAGAAUAUGUUUAAGAUACAGUGUGUUGUUUGACUUUUCCCUUCUGACCUACCGUGUAAGAAUUGAUUCAUAUGUUUGAUAAACCUUUAUGUAAUUUUAAACUCAUUAAACUCGUUUUGCAUCUAUAA